Molecule: messenger RNA, 1500 nt
Organism: Prorocentrum cordatum
Lineage: Eukaryota; Dinophyceae; Prorocentrales; Prorocentraceae
Source: the annotation of a GenBank genome assembly
AUGGGGCGCGUGGCGACAGCCCAUGGUGGCGAGGGAGGUGACGAGACGUUCGCACGGACUAGGACGAACAUGGCUGGCAAGGCGACUCUCCACAACGGGCAGCUUCGCGAGAACCCCCACGCGCACCAUUUCUACAUCGACGGCAAGAUCUACGACUUUGCGGAGUGGAGGUGCAUCCACCCAGGUGGCGACAUGUUUUUUUCCGCGGCUUUUCAGCGCGACAUCUCGGCGGCUGUGCAUGCCUACCACGCCAACCCAGAGGCAUUGAAUCCAAUCUUGGCGAAGUACGAGGUCGAGUUGCCCGACAAGGAACCGCACGAUUUCCUCGCGUCUUACAUGAACGUGCCACAAUUCAUUCUCCCCCCCGACUUCGACGCCGUGCGCGAUGUUCCGCAGUACGAUUGGGACAAGAAGUUCAUGAGCGUGCUCAGGAGCAAGCUUCGAAAGCCAGAGCUACAGAGAAAGAUCAAGAGGGCCGACUUCGCCUUCGAUGUGGUGGCUACCGGCAUCAUUAUGUUGCACUAUUUCCUCUGUUUCCCGGCAAUGUAUUUCGGCCUGGUGCCUUGCUGGGUGUUCAUCAUGGGACAGGUGCUGACCCGGACUGCUUUAGCAGCAGUAGGUCAUUAUCAUUGCCACAGGCGCAAGGACGGCGUCCAUGAUUGGGCUGAUUGCUUCUUCGAUGUCCAGUACGUGGGUGCUUCGGAGGUGCUCUUCGACGGCCAUGUCAUGCUCCACCACCUCUACACAGAGACGCCCGCGGAUGUUAAACGCACAGUGUUCACUUUCGUGCUGACAUUGCCGCGCAUUUGGCGAGUGCCUCUCUUCACGAUGACCAAGUUUGGAGAGUUUUUUAGCGGCCAUCUGGUGAGGAUUCGCAACUUCGAGUUCAGGACUCGUUCGAAGGCGCAGCGCUUCAAGGAGGCACAGCUGAUCGCGUUCCGCUGCGUCAUGCUCGCAGAGUUUUUUUGGGCCUGCCUCUGUUCAAGAUGGCAGAUAUGGUGCCUGCAGUUCUUUUGCACAGUGUGGCUGAACAUGUUCUUGAUCGUCGCAUCCCAUGACUUCGAGGUGGUGAGGGAGGACCAGUCGUACGUCGGCCUAGACUGGGGCAUCUUCCAGAUACAGCAUGCGCUUGACACGUACAUCACUGGGGUGCAGGUAGUCGACCUUUUCCUGUCCGCGGGGCUCAGUUGCCACAGGGUGCACCACUGCCUGCCGUACCAGAAGUCUGGCUUUGCCAAUAUAGUGUCGCUGCCUGCGGUCAAAAGUACAUGCGAGGAGUUCGGGGUCGAGUGGGCCCCAGCUCGGAACCUCAUCCUGGACCGCUGGUUCCCGCUAAUGUGGUACUACUUGACCGCGCCCGCGCAGGUGCCUGCCAGCCCGGCGCCCAUCCAGACGGGCGGUCCUGGCAUCUGGGGCUUCGUGAAGGAGCACAUGGUGCUGCGAGACUACCGCCGUGCCGUCCUCAGCAUCUGGUGGAGCUUCACUGGCGCCACGAUUUGA